UCCGCGCGGGGGCGCGCGCGCGGGCACGGAAUCCCUCCCCGGGGGGCUGUUGGCGGCGGGAGCGGGCGCUGGGGUCCUGGUUCCUAGAGCAGUCCCGGCUGCUAGGCCGUCACCUCCGUUGGCGGAGACGCACACGAAGGACCUCGUGGCUCAGCCGCAGGAGACGCAGGGCCCUCUGCCGUCGAACAGAGCCUCUGGGCUCCCACAGUCUGGCCUGGGAGGAAGAGGAAGAAGGGAAAGAACUACCCAUCUGCCAGAGGGCUGAAGGUGGCCUGAGGGCCAGGCUUCUCAGACCCAGGAUGCCCCUACCUGAGCCCAAUGAGCAGGAGAGUGAGCGUGUGAAAGCUGGCCAAGAGCCAUCUCUUGGAGCCAGGAAACCCCAAGAGUCCUCCAAUCUGGUCCUGGCCAAAGAUAAAGGGGGAUCCAAACCAACGGGUGCCGUGUCCCUGGAGAUGCCGGGCCCUGCCACCCAAUCCAGCAACACCCCCCAGACUUUGCCAGCCAAGAAGCAGGGGCGGAUAAUUCAUCGGAAGCGUAGCAGAGUAGAUUCAGCUGCUCCCCAGCCCCUGGAGUUCCUGAAGACCCCAUAUGGGGGCCGCCUUCUAGUGUACAAAUCAUACCUGUACAAGCAAGAAAAGGCUGUGGGGGACAAGGUGUACUGGAAGUGCCGCAAGCACUCAGAGCUCAGCUGCCGGGGCCGGGCCAUCACCCGUGGCUUCCGAGUCACGGUGAUGCGGGACCAUUGUCACCCACCUGAUAAGGAGGGCCUGAAGUUUCGGCGCCAGAAGAAGAAGCUGCCUGACUCAGAUCUGCCUGAAGGCUCUGAAGGCCAAGAAGAUGGGGUGAGCCUAUGGCUGUACCCUGUAGAACCAGAGCCUGCCCCUCAGCCAAUCCCUGACCCAGAGGAGGACCAGGGGUACCGAUCCCUGGCACUGCAGAGCUUGCCUCCCAAGAAACGUCCUACCCCAGGAGUGGUGCGGUAUCGGCCCCUUGAGUUCCUGAAGACCUGCUAUGGGGGCACUUUCCUGGUUCACCAGUCCUUCCUCUAUAAGCGGGAGAAGACUGUGGGGAGCAAGGUGUACGGGACCUGCCGGGAGCAUGCGGUCAAUGGCUGUCGCAGCCGAGCCAUCACCCAGGGCCAGCGAGUGACGGUGAUGCGCAGGCACUGCCACUCACCUGACAUGGAAGGCCUGCAGGCCCGGCGACAGCAGGAGAAGACCAUAAAGAAGAUACAGGCAAGACGAAUUGGUGCUGGGGACCUGGAGGACUGCGAUGACAUCGAAGACUCACUGCUCCAAGGGGUGGACAGCCUGUUCUACCGCAGGGCGAAGGGCACACUGACUCUCAGUAGGUCCAAGUCCAAGUCCAAGUCCAGGUCCAGGUCCAGGUCCAAGUCCAAGAAACCCCCCGAGGACGACCAGGACGUGGACCCCCGAGGUCCAGAGUUCCUGAGGACCCCUCUCGGGGGCAACUUCCUGGUAUAUGAGUCCUUCCUCUACAGGAGGGAGAAAGCGGCUGGGGAAAAGGUGUACUGGACCUGCCGGGACCAGGCACGAAUGGGCUGUCGCAGCCGAGCCAUCACUCAGGGCCGGCAGGUGACUGUGAUGCGGAGCCACUGUCAUCCACCUGACCUGUUAGGACUGGAGACGAUGAGGCAGCGGGAGAAACGCCCCGGCCCCACUCAGUGGGAUGGCCCAGAAGGGCCUGAGUUCCUGAAGACCCCUCUCGGGGGCAGCUUCCUGGUGUACGAGUCCUUCCUCUACAGGCGGGAGAAAGCGACUGGCGACAAAAUCUACUGGACUUGCCGGGACCAGGCGCGCAUGGGCUGUCGCAGCGAGCCAUCACCCAGGUGCCAGCGGGUGAUGGUCAUGCGUAGGCACUGCCACCCACCUGACAUGGGUGGCCUGGAAGCCCUGCGGCAGCGGGAGAACUUCCCUAACCUGACCAACUGGGAAGGCCCAGGACAGCUGGUGGACAGGGUCAUGACAGGCCCCCAGCAGGGUACCUCCUCUGUCUGGGAGGACCCCAGUGGGCAUGGAGUUUGUGGUCUGGGAUGGCCUCCAGCAGAGCCAGCCGAGCUCCAGGGGCACUGGCGCGCUGCAGAGGAAAGAAAGUGGAUCCUCCUGGGCCAGCUACUGCUGCCAGGGCCUGGCUCACAGCCUGGUUCUGCCCUGCAGAGCCUUGCACAGCCGCUGGAGUUCCUGCAGACGCCCCUUGGAGGUCGGUUCCUGGUGUACGAGUCCUUCCUGUACAGGAAGGAGAAGGCGGCUGGGGAGAAGGUGUACUGGAUGUGCCGGGACCAGGCUCGGCUGGGCUGUCGCAGCAGAGCCAUCACCCAGGGCCGGCGGGUUAUGGUGAUGCGGAGCCACUGCCACCCACCUGACCUGGAUGGUCUGGAGGCCCUGCGGCAGCGAGAGCACGAGCGGCUCCCCCGUGUAGCCAAGAAGAAAGAAGAAAAGUAUGUACUGAGUGACCAGGAACUUUGGGCCUAA
Messenger RNA from Arvicola amphibius (Eurasian water vole), 2492 nucleotides. RefSeq names its product FLYWCH-type zinc finger 1 (gene Flywch1). NCBI's taxonomy places the organism in Eukaryota, Metazoa, Chordata, Mammalia, Rodentia, Cricetidae. The record is from RefSeq and is a predicted model, not a curated record.